AUGUCUGCUGCUAAUGAAGAUGAUGUCUGUAAUCAUGUGAAAGUGGUGGUUCGUGUCCGUCCAGAGUCUCAAAAGGAAAAAGAUGGCAACUUUAGCAAAGUUGUCCAUGUUGUUGACCAGCAUAUAUUGGUCUUCGAUCCAAAGGAGGAAGAAGUUAGCUUCUUUCACCAGAAGAGACAGACCUAUAGGGAUAUUACCAAAAGACAAAAUAAAGAUCUUAAAUUUGUGUUUGAUGCAGUUUUUUCUGAAAAAUCAUCCCAGUUGGAAGUUUUUGAGAAUACUACCAAAAGUAUGAUUGAUGGCUUCUUAAAUGGAUAUAACUGCACAGUGCUUGCAUAUGGUGCAACGGGAGCUGGAAAGACACAUACAAUGUUAGGUACCCCUGAAGAUCCUGGAGUGAUGUAUUUAACCAUGAUGACACUUUAUAAUUGCAUGGAUCAAAUGAAAGAGGAUAAAAUAUGCAAUGUUGCUGUCUCUUAUUUAGAGGUCUACAAUGAACAAAUCCGUGAUCUGCUAGUAAACUCAAGACCACUGGCUGUUUGUGAAGAUACCCAGAAAGGGGUGGUAGUCCAAGGGCUAUCAUUACACCAGCCUAAAUCAGCAGAGGAAAUCCUCCAAAUGUUGGAUUAUGGAAAUAAAAAUAGAACACAACAUCCCACAGAUGUAAAUGCCUCCUCUUCUCGGUCUCAUGCUGUCUUUCAGAUUUAUCUAAGGCAGCAAGAUAAAACAGCUAGUAUUAAUAAAAAUGUUCGCAUCGCCAAAAUGUCUCUCAUUGACCUGGCAGGAUCUGAGCGUGCCAAUGUGACAAAUGCCAAGGGGGCUCGUUUUAGAGAAGGAACAAAUAUUAACCGCUCCCUGCUUGCUCUUGGAAAUGUCAUUAAUGCCUUGGCAAAUCCAAAGAGCAAGAAACAGCACAUUCCUUACCGAAACAGCAAGCUUACUCGUUUAUUGAAAGACUCUCUUGGAGGAAAUUGCCGAACAAUAAUGAUAGCUGCUGUUAGUCCAUCUUCUAUGUUCUAUGAUGAUACUUAUAAUACUCUUAAGUAUGCAAACCGAGCAAAGGAUAUCAAGUCUUCUUUAAAGAGCAAUGUUGUUAAUUUUGACAGUCACAUAAGCCAGUAUGUUAAAAUUUGCAACGAACAAAAGAAAGAGAUACUAAUGUUGAAAGAGAAACUGAGAGAAUAUGAAGAAAAGCAAGCAAGUGUUCCUGACAAUAGUAAUGCUGCGGUACUGUCAAACAACCAGCAAGUGGAAAUACAAAGAUACAAAGAAAUCCUUAAGAAUGUGUUCACAAACCGUGAGGAAAUCAGGAAGGAAUACCUCAAGUUGGAAAUGCAACUUAAAGAAAAUGCACUGAAGACACAUUACCAGGAACAAUGUCAUGAACAGAUUCAAAUGACUUGCUCUGAAGAAAGAGUAGAGAAGGCCACUUGCAAGCGGGAUCAAAGACUUACAAUGCUUAGAACCCGCAGCAUACACAUGCAGAAGAAGAAAGAAGAGGAGGUUGAACAUUUUGAGGAAAAUAACCAUUGGCUGCAUCGUGUUGAAAAUGAAAUGCGCCUCUUGGGUCAAGAUGGGUGUAUUCCAAAGGAACUCUCUCAAGAUCUGCAGUGUUGCCAUUUAAAGCUAGAGGUUAAGGACCUGAAAGCCCAGAUUGAGAACAUGUUAUCACUGGUGUCCCUUCAGGAUCAGUAUUAUAAGCAGACAGAAAAAGUACUGAAUACUUUGCUUCCAGUUCUUCGCAAGCAAUACCUGACUUUGAAAGAAGCUGGAUUGACAAAUAAUUUAACUGAGACUGAAUUUGAGGAGGUUGAGCAGCUGAUUCAAAGGCAAAAAUCAGUAGUGUGGGCUGACCAGACUGAAGAAAAGGAAAAUCAAAACCAUGAACUAGACAUAUCAGCUAUCUUUGCAUUCUCACAACUUGUGAACAGACCAAGCACCCCAUGCCGUACAGCUUUUGGUACUCCAUCACAAGAAAUGAAUAAAAAUACACAACAAAUAGCAGAACUUGCAGCACUGCCGCAGAAAAGAACUAGGCGGAAGCUGAUGGACUCUCCAAUCGCAGCUCAAAGUCCAGUCGCAUCCAAGCACUCCAGUCUCUGUCAUCUGGAGGAUUCCCUUACCAAGGAGGUCCACCCCAUUGUGUAUACACCAGAACUUUGCAGAAAGCCAGUACAAAGCUUCUGUGCGCAGACUGUGGUAAAGAAAGCUUCACACCUUGCAAGCCUUCAGGAAGCAAACGUAUGUAACGUAAAUAUGCCAGUGAAGAAGCAGACUAUUACUGACUCCACAUGUGACACUAUCUCAGAAUGCGAUGAAACUGAUCUGAACUCAACAGUAAUUCUCUAUGAAGGGACAGGUGAAACAACUGAAACAUCUACUGUCUCAUGGGUAAAGGAGUCACAGCCAUGCAGCAAUAGCUUUCUGCAAAGAUUUGAUCUCUCUUCCUUGAAAAAAAGAAAUCCUACUUCAGUACUUCAGAAGCCCUCAUAUAUGUCAAUGACUUCUGCUGCUGAGAGAAAAAGAAAGAUACUAAGUUGUACAUCAAACACUGGGUUAGACAGUCUGCAAGACCCUGUUUCGGCAAAACGUGUUCGACAAGAGGUCUUGUUAAGUCAUAGAGCUCUGCGAGUACCUAAAAUGACAGGAAUUAAAACAAGGACAUGGAAGGAAGAAAAGGAUGUGCCAAGAAACAUAGUUAGAAGCUAUUCUGAAGGAAAUGUAGCAUUGGAUGUUAAAUCAAGGACAUCAAAAAAUCUUUUGUUUCAUAUUUGUAAGCCAAAAAAAUAA
This is a messenger RNA of Mesitornis unicolor (brown roatelo), 2790 nucleotides long. RefSeq names its product kinesin family member 18A (gene KIF18A). The transcript is spliced from 16 exons. Gene Ontology annotation, biological process: microtubule-based movement. The record is from RefSeq and is a predicted model, not a curated record. Lineage: Eukaryota; Metazoa; Chordata; Aves; Mesitornithiformes; Mesitornithidae. Gene Ontology annotation, molecular function: ATP binding; microtubule motor activity; microtubule binding. Bases 1 to 2790 code for a protein of 929 amino acids.